AUGUCGCCUCAAAACAGGCUGGCCUCUACGAUUGCUCUGGUGACGGUGAUGCGGUACCUCAUGAGUGAGUUGUCUAUGACGAUGAACGUUGCGGAGGCAGUGGCCCGCACACGGGAGGGCACGCAGGAAACGGAGGAACUAGAGGAUGAAGAUGGAGAUGGGACCAACCUGAUGCAGAAGAGCUUGGCGGAGACGGUGAGUGGCUCCUCGUUGCAGCGGUGGACACGUGCGCUUAUCCGCCUGCAGAAGGAGCUCUCGGGGCAGGCCAAGGGUGUUCGCAGGACCCAUGUGCGGCGCCUACAACAGGGUCUCCUUGGAUGCGCGGACCCGCAGGGGGAAUGGAACCUACAACUGAGCGCGCUGCUGGUUGCUAUGGGGCAUGAGACGGAAGGGGUUGAGGGCGAGUCUGCCAUGGACACAACGUGGCUCUCCCAAUGGUAUGGUGAACUUGGGGUGCUACUCCAAGGGUUUGGCCUCCCCAUACAAGUUGACUCCCAGCCUCAGGACGGUUCGCAGCCUGCUGUACCACCGGCUCAGACUCUCACUGCAUUUCCCACCUUGGAUGAGCUCUUGGAAGACGAGAGGGAAGCCACUCGCCUCAAGGAGGAGCAGAACAGGGAGCAAGAGGAUCGGGAGUUGCAAGAGCAGGAGUACGCCAUGCUACAGGCUCAGGAGCUGGAACAUCUCAGGGCACAAGCAUCGGCUGCCCAGCUUGCCGACGAUCUCGCAAUGCAGGAGGCACUACAGCGACCACCGAAGAGAAGGUGUGUAAUGUCUGUGGAAAUGGCGUCUGGGUCACAAGACCGAGCACGCAUUCUUCACACGCUCGAGGUCGAGGUCCCUGCCGACGGUGAAGCCAUCCAGGUUACGAUCAAGGCCGCCAUGCGGGCAGACCCGGAAGAUGUGGAAACAGUUGGUGUUCCUACGCCGGUGCUACCUGAACCGGGGCUACGAAGCGAACCACGUGAUCCUGCUGCUGGCCAACGCCCUUUCACGGAAACUCUCUCUGAUCUUGACUUUGCGGCGUACGAGGGUGUGUACAAGUUGUGGAGCACGGGGCAACAGUCUUCGGAAGAGAUUUCCAAUACCUAUGGACCAGAAAUGCUUGAGCUCUUGCAGUCUCAGCAAGCAGUGGCAGCCAUGGAGGACGAAGAAACCAGUGGGGGCAUUGGGCCUACUCCGGGCGAACAGCAAGGGCAAGUACCACUUCCUCCGACGAGUCCUGCGAUGGCGAUCGGGGAACCUAUGGUGCGAUUUCCUCUCUUCGAGGUGGUUUUCGGCCAAUGGAAGGCUGGCUAUCGCUCAAGCGCAGCUAUUGCCGAGGGCUUCGGCAUCACGUGGCUUCGCCUCUUCGAACUUUGGCGUCGGUGGGGACUAGAAUCCAUCGAACCGUUGCUCCCUUCGGUGCUCGAUAUGGAAGUCGACCCAGACCCAUCUAGGUCUCCGCCGCGCAUCACAGCGCAUGACAACCUACCCCUUCCUCUACGUGUACCAGUCACAGUCGUCCUGGUGACGUUUAUGUCAUGGUGCCGACAGGAGGUGACAGAGGAGGCUGUUCUCGAACGUCAGGGACCUGGGUGGUUGGCACUCUUCCGGGAGCUGAAGACGCGAGGCCUGCGGGAGGCGAGACAGGUACUUGGAGAAGAAGUCACAUGGGACGUCACAGAAGAGUUUCUUGCGUCUCAGGCUGAGGAUCUGCACCUGUGGGGAGGGAUCGCCAAUCCGGCAGAGACGAUCGUAGACCCGAGUCAGGGUGCAAUGACCUACACGGACAUGAAGGAGGCAGUGAUCUACACGGACAUGAAGAAAAUGACGGAAACACGGACAGUGGGCAAGGUGAAGCUGAACGGGCCCAGCCCCAGCAGCCUCGGACAGAAUGCAGCGUUUUACACUGCAUUGGAAAGUGACAUUGGUGUGGUGAUGUCGCAUCCGAUCUUUUCUGACACGGCAGACUGCGAUCCCUGGCCCAUCAAGGAUGGUGCAGGCAGCAACAGCGGCGUGCAAAUCAUUUUCCAGUUGGAUGAGAUGAAAAUUGCUUUGGAGCAGCGUGGAGCGUACAAGGCUGCGGGGAACCUGGCUUGGAUCGACCCGCUCUUCGCACCCAUUCCGGGUGUUCCGAUACGCCGAUCCUCCGUGGAGCUGUUGCGGAGCUACUACUUCGACCAGGACCCGCAGCUCUUCCUGCGGGAGCUGGUGGUCUUUGUCACGAGUACACAAGCGGACCCACGGUUCAAUGGCUCGGCUGGGUGUGUCACUCUGGAAGAGAACAUCUCCCACAUCGAAGCACAUUCGAAGAUUGUACUCAUUGGUGGGCAAUUCUGCCCGGCGGAGAGACUGGCAUUGCAAGCAGUUGAGCUGCUAGGCUUGGCCCCCAAUGCUGCGGCCGUGAACCCAAUCAACCAGGGUCAUCUGGACACUUUCAAGAGCCAGUGGAGCGACACGAUGGCUGUGUUCCAGCUCUACUCGGUUGCAGCAGCUGGCGGCACCUGGGUCCCAAAUUUCCGAGUGUCUGACACUCUGGAUCAGGCGGCAUACAAUGCUCGCGUAGGGGCAAAUAGCGCAGUCUUCCAGACUGUUGCCAAUGGUCUUGUUCAGUACCUGAACAACACACCAGCGGCUGCUGGAGAUUUUGCGGCUCAGGCUCAUUUCCUGGCAUUGAAUGUUGUCAGGGCGCAUCACCACAGGUGCUUCUCGGAUGGUCAUAACGGCUUCACAGCAGUGGUCUUCUCGGCAGCCGUCGUCCAAGUCCCUGCGCUGACGUUUCUGGAAGAAGUUCGCGUCGCGGAGUACGCGGAAGCCUCCACGGAGACUCCCGAGCUGAACCUCGGAAAUGACGUCCGGCCAGUGUACAACGUGUCGUUGCCCUUUGCGAUCAGUGGCUUGGGAGAGAAGAAGUUCGACAACCGCAACGAAAAAGUGACUGGCUUCGUGGAAGUCCUGAGCCCCAAAGCCUGGCCGGCCGUCACGACGAUCCUUGUCCAAGCGUUCUCAGUGGCUGACAGCACGAUUUUCACCGGCUAUGAGCUGCAGGUGGUACGUGCGUCAACGACCACCACCACGACGCUACCCCCAGACAUCAUCGUUGGGGAGAUCGCGGUAACGGUGAGUGACUGCGCGAACCUCUCGGCGAGCUCAGCCGCGCGGGAUGAUCUCGCCGGUGGUAUCGCCCUGGCUGCGGCCGUGAGCGCCUCCCAGGUGGAAGUCUUCGACGUGAGGUGCAGCGCCCGGCGCUUGGCAAACGAAGACGAGCGGAGGUUGAGCGGAAGUGCGGUGGUAGAUUAUGCCAUCGUUCUACCUGCAGGGAGUGUGGAUCCAUCCACGGUGGUUGCCAGCAUCAAUUCUGAAACCACAGCUUCUAUGACAAGCAAGCUGCAGGCUGCUUUGGAUGGAGGAAGUUCUGGUCUCUCUUUGGCUGUCACCUCGUUUUCAUCCCCUGCGAUCAACCCCACCACAACCAGCAGCACAACUGCUACUGCCACAUCCUCCAUAACCUCAACAACGAAGACAAUGACCACUACUGAGACCAGCACAACCUUCACUUAUGAGGGCACCAGCACAACGCGCACCAGCACGACCCUCACCACCAUCACCGUCACCGCCACCAGCGUGACUUCUACCAGUGUCACGACUACGAGCCUCACAGCCACCAGCUCCACGGCAACCACCCGAACCGUCACGCUUACUACCACAGUCAGUACAACAGGUAGCUCGACCACAAGCUACAUCGGUACUUCCACUACAUCAAGUGCGACAUCAAUCACUGUCUCCCAGACGUCAACCACUUCAAUCACUGUCUCCCAGACGUCAACCACUUCAAUCACUGUCUCCCAGACGUCAAGCACUUCAAUCACAACUUCGAGCCAGACCAGCACUGUGACCACCUCAACAAGCACCAGUGCCACUGUCACGAGUUCCACCGUCACGCAGACCAGCAGCACAAGCACGACUGGCACUGCGACCAGCACCAGUACCACAAGCAUGACGGCCACCAGCACCAGUAUGACGACGACUCUCACCAGUGUCACCAGCACUACCUCCACACAGACGGUGACGACACAGACGCUCACAUCCACAUCAGGUGCCACAACUACCACCUGGACCGAAACAUCCACAUCAGCAACGUUGACGAGCACAACAGCGACGAGCUCGACAUCAGCGACGGUAACAACGACUUCCGAGACAGUCACAACUUCUCCAACCACGACUACAUCCAGCACAACAACAUCCAGCACAACAGCAACUGCCACAACAGUCACCACAAGCAGAACCAGCAGCACUACAGCCACGGUGACGACAGUCACGGCCACCACCUCCAUGACGUCCACGACCACGGAGACUGCAACAGCUACGUCUCUUACCACAACAUCGGCCACCAGCACAACCAGCACGACCACAAGCACCUCCGGCACAGAUACGAGCACGACCUCCACCACUAUCACCAGAACCAGUGUCACCGUGUCAUCGACUACGACCAGCUCAUUCACCAUCACCAGCACGACGACAAUGACAUCCACAACCCUCGAAAACUACAAUAUCAUCGCCGGAAGUCUGACCUUGGAAGUGAGUGAUUGCCCUGCCCUUGACACGACACAGGGACGUGCCGGCCUAGCAGAGGGCAUUGCGGAGACUGCAAACGUGUCGGCUGAGUUCGUGGCUGUGACCGUGGCUUGCAACCGGCGUCUCGAGGCUCUCAUGGAAGCCUUCCGACGCCUGUCGACUGCCGCAGAUGUGGACUACCUCAUCGACCUGCCGUACGAGACCCCGAAAGAGGUCGGCCUCUCAGCCUCGCGGAACCUCGAAUCAGAGACGGUUCAGACGUUCACCGUCCGCCUGGAGACGGCAGUUGCUCGCGCAGGCGUGCCAAAUCUGUCUCUCAACGUGACGGUUGUUGCGCCCCCGAGUGUGGACGCCAAAACGACCACCACAACCACCACGCUGUACUGCCCAGGGGAGCCGCCGUGUGGUGGAGCGAAUUAUGGGACUUGCGUCAUGGCACCUCCGGGCUAUACUCCAGGCGACCAGUAUAGAUGGUGGAUCUGCAACUGCGAGGAGACCUAUAACGGCAGUGCCUGCGACGAGCGCGUCUGCCCGGUCUGUCAGAACAACGGCACUUGCGCGAGUGGGGAGCAGAACCUGACUGCGGAGUGGACCUGCGACUGCCCAAUCACGCAUCAGGGUGAGCGAUGCGAAUAUCUGCGCUGCCCUGGAGACUGCAACAACGCAGGUGACUGCGACAAGUUCACAGGCGUUUGUGCCUGUUUCGAUGGCUACGACGGAGCAGAUUGUGGGCUGGCUCCGGGACAGCUUGUUCCCAUCACGAAUGCCAUUGAGCUCUCCCUGACCUGGGGCCUCCUGGGCUACGAGGUGGACAACAAGUCGGAGCCCGACUAUGACUACAACUUCGACCUUUUUGAUCCGGAGGUGCAGGAGUGGAUCUUUGACACGUGCAGCGCGGCACGAGCCGAUCCAGAGCUGUUGGUUCGAGAGGAAGUCGUCUGCUGGAUCGAAGGCUGGAAGACCUGGGUAAUGGCGGUUGGGGGCCCCUUCCCAGUCAACAAUUCUGACCUCGCGUCCGAAGCUCUUCAGGUAUUCAUGCACCAGCGUGUGGCAAGCUCCUUUCUGGGGGAUGUGGCCACAGAUGGAGUGGACUAUGCAGGGCGGCCCUACUUCACCCGAGUCAGGCUGAAGAUUAAUGUUGCGGCCAAUGAUGAUGCCGAAUACAGGGAGGAAGUGCGACAGAAGUGGGACACUUGGGUCGAGAACCGAAAUGCCAUCGCUCCGGCGAAGAUCAAGAGCAACACUGCCCAGCGCGCCUCUGCACUGGUUUCUUCUCGAACAAAAAAGGCCUGUCGUUGGUCGCGAAUCCUGUAA
Messenger RNA from Symbiodinium sp. CCMP2592, 5871 nucleotides. The record is from the annotation of a GenBank genome assembly. NCBI's taxonomy places the organism in Eukaryota, Dinophyceae, Suessiales, Symbiodiniaceae.